Symbiodinium necroappetens is the source of this 3047-nucleotide messenger RNA. The record is from the annotation of a GenBank genome assembly. Lineage: Eukaryota; Dinophyceae; Suessiales; Symbiodiniaceae.
AUGCUGCCCCGUUGUCGGUCCAAGCUUCAGCUCGUGUUUCCAUUGUGCCAAAUGAAAGGCGAGUAUGACGACACAAUACAGAGUGCACUGGCCUCUGCUUGCGGAAUACGGCUGAAAGUUUGCUGCCGGAGGAUUCUCUGCGGGAGGCUGCGCGUGAGGCACGCAGCUCAGCUUGCCGGGCUGUUGUUGCUGCUGUACGUCCUGUUCACGUGGCCUCAUUUUCCGGGGCCAAGUAGCCACAGCAAUUUGUCGCCAGAGUGCGAAAGCAACGGCAGUGACUGGAACGCAGAGUGGGACAUGUCCAGCCCAGGCACUGAAGCGACGCUCGAAGCCUGCGCACUUAUCUACCCCAUGUCUCAUUCCGAAUUGGAAGAUGCGGUUCCUCAACUCAAGUCCUGUGUUGUCACCACGUACGCCGCACAUUUCCAGCGGGUUAUGGAGCAGACGACUUGCCGCGCCAAGAGUCUCGAGGAUGCUGACAUCAUCUGGAUGCCUGCAUACUUUGGCUGUAACUGCAAUUGGCCAACCUACGACGGCGGCAGGUGCGAGUCAACCGGGAAUGCUGUCCGUCUCGGAAAUAAGUGUGUGGAGGAGGUGUUGCUCGGGGUGGACUACAUCCUUGCAGAAGUGUGGAAAACUCGAAGCCACAAGCAGCCACGUGUGGUGAUUCUGGACGACAAUGGCCACGAAGCUCCGGACUGUUGCAACUACUUUAGCAUUCCACCUGGGCUUUGGCAAGGCCAGCCCUGCUUCAACACUCACUUCCUGCCCGCUGAACACUAUGCGCGGCCCGAGCUCCUUUGGGCAUUCCGUGGUGCGACCUGGCCAAUGUACCGCAAAGGGAUUGACAUCGCCUUGCCCUCGCCACCCCACGCUGCGGCCUCUUGGCCGCCAGCCAGCAGCCCUCUGAAGUCACGGAAAUACUUUGCAACCUUCAAAGGGAAGCUGCUGAUGCAUCCGAUACGGGUCUACACGCACAGGCAUUUCCACAACAAGACUUAUGAGGGCAAAAAAGUGGUGAUAGCAGAGCGCAUGACCGACGAGUUUGUCAAGGGUUACGGCGAGGUACUGCACGAAACGGUCUUUUCACUACUGCUGCGAGGGGACACUCACUCGACUCACCGGUGGAACGACGUGGUCUGCUCAGGCUCAGUUCCGGUUCUCGUUACGGACUACAUGAUUCCACCGUACAACGAGUUGGUUCCUUUUGAAUCGUAUGGCGUUUUCGUGCGAGAGAGUCACAUUGACAGACUCAUGGACAUCCUCCAAGCUGUCAGCGAGGAGGAGCGGGAGGCCAAGCGCGCUGCUUCGCUGCGGGCCUGCCGGAGCUUCUUUCAGACGGUGGAAGUCCAGGCCUUGUCCCUGCGAAGGCUGCUCGAGGCCCCACUGCCGCGACAGCGGAGAAAUCAAAAAGGUUUGUUGCUUGCAUUGCCGUGCCAUGUCGUGAUUUGGAAGCUGCUUUGCUUGAUGAUCCUGGUUGGCGUUUGCCUACUGGGGUGCUGGGCCGCCCUGUGUUUACAUGGCUGCAGCCUGGAAGUUCGCAAGGAGAAGGCACGCUUGGAGCAGAAGAUCGCGGAACUGCAAGGUGCAAGCCAGCGAGAAAGGUACGGAUCUGGCCGAGGUGUGGUCCUCGUCGGCGGAUCCAACCACCACGUGAGCCAGCAUACUCAUUCGUAUACCUUUGAUGCUCUGCUUUGCGUGGCGAGCCUUCGCCGCACGGGCUCCUCUCUGCCUGUGGAGCUCUGGCACCAGGGCGAUGCACACUUGCUCUCGGCAAAGCUUCCGGAGCACGUUUUUCUCCGCGACUUCCGGGAUGUGGCAUCAGAGAACCUGGAAGGAUAUGCGCUCCCUGCAGUGGCAAUGCUCCACUCCAGCUUCGAGGAGUUUCUCUAUCUGGAUGCGGACAACACAGUCCUCCUCGACCCAGCACCCCUUUUCGAGAUCUCUGCGUAUACGACCCUGGGCGCAGUCUUCUGGCCAGACUUCCCGUCUUUCAGAAGAGACAGCUUGAUCUGGCGGAUGACAGACCAGCAAUACUACCCGCUGCAAGAGGUUGAGAACGGCCAGCUGCUGAUCCACCGGAAUAGGCAUUUGGCGAAGCUGGAGCUGGCCUAUUACUUCAGCAUGAACAAGGAUUUCUACUUCAAGAUCACACUGGGCGACAAGGACCUCCUGAUGAUGGCAUUCCUGGCAUUUUCCACGCCGUUCCACCAGGUCUCCACACCAACUGGGGCCAUGGGCUACACAACGGCAUCCGGUGCUUUCUGCGGUCACACGAUGCUGCAGCAUCAUCCUUCGCGCGAAGACUUGCCAGUAUUUGCCCACCGAAAUUUGCUGAAGUGGUCUGCCAACUUGGACCUGCACACCCCGUCGUGGACCGCUGUCAAGCGGGGGAGAUCCACCGCCCUGACGCCAGGGAAGCAGCCAGGCCACCAACAGCUCGCCCCUGGCUGUAAGUGCGAUGGCGCACACUAUGCCGACGAGAACUAUUGCGUGGACUUAGACACAGACCAGGACAAAUCUGCCAAGGCCAGCAGUCUUCUGGAAACGGCUGCUGCACUGGAGCAGGCUCCGGGAGGCGCUCCGAGCUGGGCCGACCUUGAGAAGCGACUGGUGGGUGACCUGGGCCUCCUCCGCGCCAACAUGGUUCUAGGAGCCACUGGCGUGCACUGUCACAGGUGCUUAGCCGAACACCCUGAGCUUCAUCGUAUAGCCCUCACGUUCUACGGCUACCCAGGGCCGAACGGAGUCUUCUCAGCCGCCUUGGGCCUCCGCUCCAAAGCACGAGCGGGAGCAGACCCCCAGCCGGCCUUCACCUUCGAAGCCAGCGAGGAGCGCUGCAGAAGAGGUUUGGCUUAUUUGGAGGCUGAGGGCAUGUCCAAGUACGUUAACCUUCGCUGUGGAAUCCUCUGCGAGAACAUGACGGAAGAGGGCUGUCGCAGGUACUUGACUGGCACGGUCUGCCCGGAACGCCUGGACUUCCUCUCCAUCGACUUUGCUUUGGGCGUGCCGCCGCUGAUUUAUCGAAGUCUGCUCACGGCCUGCAG